CCCUCCCUCCUUUUCCCCCCUCCUUUGGUGUGGCAAUGCUGCUCAGGCCCCAUCCCUUUGUUCCUGCUUUGGGCAUCACCAAUUCUUUGCGGACCCUGUUCUGCCCUGAAGAUGCAUCCAGGCCCGGCAUUCUCCAACUCCACACAGCUUCCAGAGAGAUAUUGUCAUCUCCAGCCCAGGAGAGUGCACCGAAGCCAUUCAGUGACUUGCCAGGAAAUUGGAAAGCCAGCUGGUUUAACCUCUAUCAGUUCUGGAAGGAGGGUGGAUUCCACAACCUUCACAACAUUAUGGUGGACAAAUUUAAGACCUUUGGUCCUAUUUAUAGGGAGAAACUGGGCAGCUACGAGAGCGUCAACAUUAUUGACCCCAAGGACGCCGCCAUCCUCUUCAAAUCAGAAGGCUUGUACCCGGAGAGAUUUACUGUGCCACCUUGGAUCGCAUAUCGGAACUUCCGUAACAAGCCCUGUGGGGUUCUCCUGAAGAAAGGAGACAGUUGGCGCCAGGACCGCCUAGCCCUGAACAAGGAAGCCAUGUCCCUCAAAGUCACGGAUAACUUUAUACCUCUCCUGAAUGAAGUCGGGGAAGAUUUUGUCAAGAGGAUGGAGAUGAAGGUUGGAAGCAGUCCGCAAAAUAAAUGGACAACUGAUCUGACCCACGAGCUUUUCCGGUUCGCCUUGGAAUCUAUAUGCAAUGUCCUCUACGGUAGCCGGUUGGGACUUCUUCAGGAUUUCAUUGACCCCGAGGCACAGAAGUUCAUUGAUGCCAUCACCUUGAUGUUUAAUUCCACUCUACCCAUGUUGUACAUACCACCAGAAUUUCUGCGCAGGAUCAAUUCCAAGUAUUGGCAGGACCAUGUCAAUGCUUGGGAUGUCAUCUUCAUGCAUGCUGACAAAUGUAUACAGAACAUCUACCAAGACCUCUGUCUUAACCAGCAGCGUGCCAAAGAAUACCGAGGUAUUCUCUGCAGCCUUUUGAUACAGAACCAGAUGCCAAUAGAAGACAUCAAAGCCAGCAUAACUGAGAUGAUGGCAGGAGGGGUGGACACGACUUCCAUCACCCUCCAGUGGGCUCUGUAUGAACUCGCUCGCGCGCCACACCUUCAGGACCAACUGAGAUCUGAAAUCUCUGCAGCCAAAGCAUCUUCCCAGGGAGAUGUUGCAAAGAUGAUGAAGUCCACCCCGUUGCUCAAAGCAACCAUCAAAGAAACACUAAGGCUCCAUCCAGUUGCAGUGACAUUGCAGAGAUACACAACCCAAGAGAUUGUGCUUCAGAAUUACCGUAUCCCUGCCAAUAUAUUAGUCCAGGUAGGACUUUAUGCCAUGUUUCGGGAUUCCAGAUUUUUCUCCAAACCUCUGCAGUUCAACCCAGAAAGGUGGAUUAAGACCGAAGACUCCAAAUAUUUCAGAGGAUUAAGUUUUGGUUUUGGGCCACGUCAGUGUCUUGGCCGCAGAAUUGCCGAGAUGGAGAUGCAGCUGUUUUUGAUCCAUAUGCUGGAAAAAUUCAAGAUUGAAAUAAAGAGAGGCGUGGAGGUUGGUACCACUUUUGGCCUUAUCCUGAUUCCAGACAAGCCAAUCUAUUUGACACUACGGCGCCAUCAUUCCCAGCAGUGAAUUGGGUUAAAUUUUCCACAAGCACCUGGUGCCUCUUUUAAAACGCUUGGAGAAGGGACGGAGUUGCCAGCUUGGCUCUUAGGGAUCACAGUCCAAUGGUGUUUCCAAUGUCAGAUGUUUACUAAACAUAAAAGUCAUCCCAAGGUUGGGGUGCAGCAGGAUAUUCUGGCUGUCUUAUAUAAUACAAUUUAGAUAGGAAAAAGAUUCUCCUGCCCAGAAACCCUGCACAUGUAGCACUCUACUAGGUUUAAUGUUAUUAGAUUUAAGAAGAUUCCUUCUCAUUGGAUGGAAGUACCUUUUUGCUGGACUGAGGUUGAAUCUCAUCCAUCUCAUCCAUAAUGUCCAACCAGAUCCCUUUGGGAAGCUUUUAAGGAAGGUAUGGUAUUUAUUAGGGUCUCUCAACUUUUGAUUUUUUCCUUUCGGGCAAUGGUAGAAGUCUACGUCUGAAGGCAGAGGCUAUAUCUUUUGGUUGACCUCUUCUCUGUCCAUUUCUCUAGUCCAUUACAACUUUCUGAGCUAUUAACAUGUCAAUUCUGUGUGCUGGAUGAAAUAAAGUUAUUUUCCUCGUUUUUGAAUCUCCUGACAAACUGACGCAUUUAGGGUGCCCACCCUAAAACCCUAGGCCAACAUAAGCAAAUACAUGAAUGAGGAGUCUUAAUUUUAAAGUAAUCAUGGUUAGAUGGUCAGAUCCUCUCCACAAUUUGUUUCCAACCAGGAUUUCUCUUAUGCUCCGAUAAAGUUUUUGAAAUGCAAUGUUCUGUAACCAAGUCCGAAAACUAAGAUCAUAAUAAAGUCAG
Messenger RNA from Notechis scutatus (mainland tiger snake), 2407 nucleotides. It is a transcript of the gene CYP11A1, whose product is annotated as cytochrome P450 family 11 subfamily A member 1. NCBI's taxonomy places the organism in Eukaryota, Metazoa, Chordata, Lepidosauria, Squamata, Elapidae. The record is from RefSeq and is a predicted model, not a curated record. Gene Ontology annotation, molecular function: cholesterol monooxygenase (side-chain-cleaving) activity; heme binding; iron ion binding. Gene Ontology annotation, cellular component: mitochondrial inner membrane. Gene Ontology annotation, biological process: cholesterol metabolic process; C21-steroid hormone biosynthetic process; cortisol metabolic process.